AGAUAGUAUCUAUCUAACUUAAAGAAAAUGAUUUAGUAAGAUUAGUAAGAAGAGAUAUAAUAAUAAUAAAAUAUCACAAUAACAAAUGAAGCAAAAUAAGAACAAAACAAGGCAAUCAACGAAGAAUAUUUAGAAUGUAAUCUUAUAAGUAUAUCAAUUUAAAGAAAUAAUUAAUAAUUCAUAUAAAUUUGAUGAGAUAUUUUAUGAGUUAGCUUUAUUAGAGACAGAAGAAAAAAUUAUAGAGAACGAACUUCUCGAAGAAAAUAAAAAUAAAGGUGAAUUAUUCAUCCAUAAAGGUAAUAUUAUAUUUUAACUCUUAAGCAAAACUUUUAGUAAAAUUAGAUAAAUAUGAUGAGUAUUGGGAAUAUAUUAAUCAAGUAAUUGCUUUAAAUCCAAAAAAUUAACGACUAAUUCUUCACAAAGGUAGAAUAUAUCUACAAACUAUUUUAGGGAUGACAUUAACUCUUUUAAAAAAAUAUGAAGAAGCUUUUGAAUGUUUUAAUGAAGCAAUAAAAAUAGAUCCUAGUAAUCAAGAAUUUCUAAUUGAGCUAGGUAUUAAUUUUUUUAUUUUUAAUGUAGGGUAAUCACUAGAAAGCGUUGAUGACUUUGACGGAGCUUACAAAUUUUAUAUUGAGGCUCAGAAGCUUGGUGACAAUGUAGUUGGGUUAAAUAUAAAUAUAAAUAAAGGUAAUUUUCAAUAGAAAUUCUUUUUAGCUUCUACCUUAAUUAAUUUACAUAGAUGUGAAGAGGCCAUUAAAUUGUGUGAUCAAGAACUUUCAAAUGCUACAUGUUAAAAACGUGCUUAUGCUACUAAGGGUAUCAUAUAAUUACAUUAAUACAAGCAAGGGCAUUAUAUGUAUCACAUCGAUAUCAAGAAGCUCUUGAAAUUUGUGAUAAAUUAAUUUAAAUGGAUGAAAAUUUCGACUUGGCUUAUGAUAUCAAGGGUAAUUUUAGUAGAAAUUUUUAUAUCUUUUUAGGAAGGACCCUAGCUAAUUUAAAGCGACCUGAAGAAGCAAUCUAACAAUGUCUAAAAGCUAUUAGAUUAAGUUAGUAGGAUUAUAUACCUUACGCUACCAUAGGUAAAAUACUAUUUAAAGUUUACUCCAGCUGGAGCAUUAGUUUAAUUAAAACGUCAUGAAGAGGCGAUUAAAUUUGCUGAUAUUUCACUUAAAUUAAACCCAAAAGGUGAUAUAGCUCUUGGUAACAAAGGUAUUUUUACAACUUAAUAGUUAAGGAUUAGCAUUAAGUCAUUUAAAUAGGCUAGAAGAGGCUGUUGAGUAUUUUGAAUAAGCCCUUUCAAUAACAAAAGAUCAUCCUAUUCUAAAUUAUUUUAUGGGUAUGGUUAAUUUUUAAUAAUUAUUUAGGAUCUACAUUAAUAAAUCUAGAAAGAGAAGAAGAAUCUAUUGAAUAUUUAGAUAGGGCUAUAAAGAGCGAUCCAAAAAAUAAUGAAUACAAAUUGAGGAAAGGUAAAUUUAAUUUUAGCAUAAUUACUUUAGGAAUAGCAUUAUAUAAUUUAGGGAGAAAUGAAGAGUCAAUUGAGAUUUUUAACGAAGAAAUUGCUUUAAAUCCAAAUAAUUAUUUGGGAUAUUUUUUGAAAGGUAAAUGUGUUAAAAAUUACAAAUUUAGGAAAGGCUCUAUUUAAUUCAUUUAGAUUUUAAGAAGCAGUUUUAUCUUUAAGUGAAGCCCUUAAACUCCAUUAAACAGAAUUUGGGAUAUGGAAUCUAAUGGGUAAAUUAUAAUUUGACUAACAAAAAAGGAAGAUCAUUAUUAAGCUUGCAAAUGUUUGAUUAAUCGAUUAUAUAUUUAUUGAAAGCACACGAAUUAGAUCCUUAGAAUGAAGUAACUAUAUUUAACAUAGGUAAUUUUUCUUGACUCAAACUUUAGGUCUUUCAUUAGAACGUCUAAAUAAAAAUGAUGCCGCCAUUUUUUGGAUUAAUAAAGGUCUAAAGAUUUGUCCAAACGCUCAUUAUGCAUUAGAUUUAAUGGGUCUUAUUUUUAAUCUUAUAAUAAUAGCAAAAAUUUUAAUAAAAAUUGGGAAAUUUAAAGAAGCGACAUUAUACUCAUAACAAGCUGUAAGUCUAGAUCCUUGUAAUGAAGAGUAUUAAUAGAAUUAUAGUAAUAUGAAUAUCAUCUUUAGUGAAAGGUUUAUAUAUGUUGGAAUUGGAAUACGCAUCUAUGGAACACUAAUGAUGAAAUAAAUCGACAUGAUUAGAAAUAUUAUAUAUAAAACAGUAGAUAUUUAUAUCAAAUUAUCAUUUUUAUAUUUAUAUAGCA
Molecule: messenger RNA, 2274 nt
Organism: Paramecium octaurelia
Lineage: Eukaryota; Ciliophora; Oligohymenophorea; Peniculida; Parameciidae
Source: the annotation of a GenBank genome assembly